Messenger RNA from Nicrophorus vespilloides, 1437 nucleotides. It is a transcript of the gene drongo, whose product is annotated as arf-GAP domain and FG repeat-containing protein 1. NCBI's taxonomy places the organism in Eukaryota, Metazoa, Arthropoda, Insecta, Coleoptera, Silphidae. Gene Ontology annotation, molecular function: GTPase activator activity. The coding region runs from base 87 to 1436 and encodes 449 amino acids. The transcript is spliced from 6 exons. The record is from RefSeq and is a predicted model, not a curated record.
UCGCAGGUGGCGCAAAGAUCGGGUACAGUGUUUUGUUGGUGUGUCUGUCAAAUAAAUCAAAUAUUUCAGUCUUGUGCAUAGCGAACAUGGCGGCAACACGUAAAAGGCAGGACGAGAAAAAUUUGAAAACUCUACGUGAAUUAGUGUCGUUAACGCACAACAAGCACUGUUUCGAGUGCAACCAGAGAGGCCCCACUUACGUGAACGUAACCAUCGGAAGUUUCGUCUGCACAAAAUGUUCUGGAAUGUUGCGAGGAUUGACACCUCCGCACCGUGUAAAGUCCAUCUCCAUGGCUACGUUCACCCAAGAGGAAAUUGACUUGCUGCGAACGCGGGGUAAUGACUAUUGCCAGAAGAUUUGGCUCGGCCUUUACGAUGGCACGAAACCUGUCGACAGGGAUGAGCAGGCUGUCCACACUCUGAUGCUAGACAAAUACGAGAGGAAGCGCUACUACAUGGAACCAUCGGUGGCGCUGAAAAACGGAUACAACAAGCAGCAAACGGUGACGGCGACAGAGAGCAGCCCGAUGAAGACCCAAGAGGCUGCAGUCAAACCUCUGGCCACCAUCAUUGCGGAACCGAGACCGCUCCGGGUGAACGGAGACAAGACAACGAAGCACGACUUUGUCGCGGAUUUUGCACAUGCCAACAUCUACAACGCUGCCAACAACAACGCCACUGCCAUCAACAACACGAUACCAUCUAACACGACGACAAAUCAGCUCUCCUUCGCUAACUUCGACAACAACACCAUCUUCAACAAUGCUAGCGAGGACAGAGAAGACGAGGAGGAGUUCAGUAUUUUCAAUCUGCAAUUCACAAAUAAUGGGCCGGUGUACAAUCACAUUCCGCUUUUUCCCAAGAUGAAUGUGAACAGAUGGAGUAUGCCUUUAACGACUAUGAACGGUUUGAAUGGAUCACAUCAUAACAAUCAGCAGCAGCUGCACCACCAGCAAUCUCAUCCUUCUUCUAACGGUCCCUCAGCGCCUUCCGAGGAUCGUUAUGCUGCCCUGAAGGAUUUGGACAAUGCGUUCAAAGCGCAGCCAAUGCUUGAUUGGACUUCGACAGGUUCCAAUUCUAGUCUUUACAGUUCUCCAACAACUGCUGGAUCGAUUUACAGUUCGACCGCGUCGCCUCAGAGUUCAUCUUACGGCUCACCUAGUCAAGGUCAAUUUAUGAACCAAUUUUUAUCGCAAGAGCCUUCGAACAUUUCGAAUCCCUUCAACUCGAAUGGAAUUUGGGGUGCCGCAAAUGGAAACAAUCAACAUUGCGGUAGCAAUGGAAUCAAUCCGUUCUUUUCUACGCCCACUGCACCAGAUACGUACAACAUGAACGGGGGUGGUAGUAUGUUUUCGACGCCGCCCAUAAAUGGUACCACAUGGAUACCGAACCCAUUCAAAGUAGCGAAUGGACACUCGAAUAAUCCAUUUUUAUGAG